Molecule: messenger RNA, 738 nt
Organism: Periconia digitata
Lineage: Eukaryota; Fungi; Ascomycota; Dothideomycetes; Pleosporales; Periconiaceae
Source: the annotation of a GenBank genome assembly
CAAGCUCCCCCUUCGCUUCCACCAUACUCUGAACGAUUUCAUCGGAUGGGAUCGCCCAUGGAUGACAUUCACGCACCGACGGUGGGCUCUGGUCCAACAUCCAAUGGCUACUCAAAUGGUGUCUCGAAAGAGCAUCUGUCAUUGCAGGAGCUCAUUGCAGAGAAGGAUCGCGUUGAGACGGAGCUCAAAGCCUUGGGGCAGGUCUUGGAUUCUCAUGGAGUCAACAUGAAUACCGGCCUGACAACCUUCGACGGCUUCCCGCGCGCCGACAUUGACGUUCCCCAGAUCCGGACAACGCGAGCACGUAUAAUACGGUUGAAAAAUGACUACAAGGAGCUCAUGGCCCAUAUUGAAAAGGGCUUGCACGAGCACUACGCUCGACAGCAGGAGAACAACGCAGCACCGACCCAGCCUACCGCAACACCUAAUGGGGCAUCGCCGGCCCUUGAGGCUCCGUUCGCAAAAGUCAACAGUGUUGUGGCCGGUAGUCCAGCUGGGUCUGCCGGAUUGCGUGUGGGCGACACAAUCACCAAAUUUGGCUGGGUGGAUUGGACAAAUCAUGAUAAGCUGGCGCGACUCACGCAGGUGGUGUCGCAAAAUGAAGGGCUGCCCAUCACGAUCAAGGUAUUGCGUCCUAGCGACAGCGGCGGCCCAGCAGAGGCUGUGGAAACCCAGCUCACGCCCCAACGCAAUUGGGGUGGCCGAGGCAUGUUAGGGUGCCAUUUACUUCCAUUGUAA